UGCACGCGCUGUGAAAUCCUGUAAAACUUCGCAACGUAAUGAACGCGCGACGCUUCAGUUUUCCGUCUCACUCCGUGGUACACCAUUAAAUCUGUCGGACACGGGUUAGUGAUCGAAGUGUGCUUCUGAACCGGUUCGUUUGUGAAGUAUUUUUUUACAUUAAAUUAAAUUGUGAAUAAAGUAACAAUGAUUACCAGAGGCGUUACCAGUCAUAUUCGAUCUCAAGUUAAGAAACAAUUCAUCUAUUUGUCACUAGCCAGGCAACAAUCAAACACCGCAAAUGUCAACUACAAGCAAGUCCAAGUGGACUAUAAACCAAUCAGAAGCGUAUUGGUGGCCAACAGAGGUGAAAUUGCCAUUCGUGUAUUUCGAGCAUGUACAGAAUUAGGAAUCAAAUCAGUAGCUAUUUAUUCGGAACAAGACAAGAUGCACAUGCAUCGUCAAAAAGCUGAUGAAUCUUAUCUAGUCGGUAAAGGUUUACCUCCAGUCGAAGCUUAUCUAAAUAUUCCAGAAAUCAUUCGUGUUGCCAAAGAAAACGAUGUUGACGCCAUUCAUCCCGGUUAUGGAUUCUUGUCAGAAAGAUCAGAUUUUGCUCAAGCAGUUGUCGAUGCUGGUAUCCGCUUCAUUGGCCCUUCUCCCUAUGUUGUGCAACAAAUGGGUGACAAAGUAGCCGCCCGACAAGCAGCCAUCGAUUCUGGUGUGCCUAUUGUACCCGGUACCCCUGGACCAGUCACUACAACCGACGAAGCUAUGGAGUUCUGUCUUAAACACGGUCUGCCCGUUAUUUUCAAAGCUGCCUACGGAGGUGGUGGAAGAGGAAUGAGAGUUGUACGGAAAAUGGAGGAAGUGAAAGAAAAUUUCGAACGAGCCAGUUCAGAAGCCAAAGCUGCCUUCGGAAAUGGUGCCAUGUUCAUUGAAAAAUUUGUUGAGAGACCAAGACACAUCGAAGUCCAGUUGUUGGGUGACAAAGCUGGUAACGUUGUUCAUCUUUAUGAAAGAGAUUGCUCUGUUCAGCGUAGACAUCAAAAAGUCGUCGAAAUUGCCCCAGCACCUCAUCUAGACAUUAAGGUCAGAAAUCAAAUGACUGAUUAUGCUGUGAAAUUGGCCAAACAUGUUGGUUACUCGAACGCCGGAACUGUCGAAUUCUUGUGUGAUGAAAAAGGCAACUUUUAUUUUAUCGAAGUAAACGCUCGAUUGCAAGUAGAGCACACUGUUACCGAAGAAAUCACCGGUAUCGAUUUAGUACAAUCUCAAAUCCGAGUAGCCGAAGGAGUCACGUUACCCGAAUUGGGCAUCACUCAGGAAAAAAUUCAACCCCAAGGAUAUGCCAUCCAAUGCCGUGUCACCACCGAAGAUCCCGCUAAAAGCUUCCAACCUGAUACUGGAAGAAUCGAAGUAUUCAGAAGCGGAGAAGGUAUGGGUAUCCGUCUCGAUGGAGCUUCAGCUUUCGCCGGUGCCAUAAUUUCCCCCUAUUACGACUCUUUGUUAGUAAAAGUUAUCGCCCACGCUGCCGAUUUACCAGCCAGUUGUUCAAAAAUGAGCAGAGCAUUGCGAGAAUUCCGUGUUCGUGGAGUCAAGACCAAUAUUCCAUUCUUGUUGAAUGUAUUGGAGAACCAGAAAUUCAUCAAUGGUGCGGUAGACACGUAUUUCAUCGAUGAAAAUCCUCAAUUGUUCUCCCUUCAACCGUCUAAAAACAGAGCUCAAAAAUUAUUGAAUUAUUUGGGACAAGUGCUGGUCAACGGACCUUCGACGCCAUUGGCAACUGGCCUGAAACCCGCCGAAGUUAAUCCAGCCGUGCCGGAAAUUUCAAUCGAUUACAGCCGAAAAAAAGCCGCCGAAGAAGCUGGAGAAGAGGUAUCAGGACCCGAACCGCCGAAAGGAUUCCGUGAUAUUUUGAAAAAAGACGGCCCUGCUGCGUUCGCCAAAGCUGUUCGUGAUCAUAAAGGACUAUUGUUGAUGGACACCACGUUUAGAGAUGCUCAUCAAUCGUUACUGGCCACUCGAGUCCGAUCCCACGACUUAUUGAAAAUCUCUCCUUUCGUGUCGUAUAAAUUUAACGAUCUGUAUGCGUUGGAGAACUGGGGAGGCGCAACUUUCGACGUAGCUUUACGAUUCUUGCACGAAUGUCCUUGGGAAAGAUUAGAAGACAUGAGGAAAUUGAUCCCUAAUAUUCCAUUCCAAAUGUUGUUGAGAGGUGCUAACGGAGUUGGUUAUACUAAUUAUCCGGAUAAUGUUGUCUUCAAAUUUUGCGAAUUGGCUGUACAAUGCGGUAUGGAUAUAUUCCGUGUUUUCGACUCGCUGAACUAUCUUCCAAAUUUGAUUGUUGGUAUGGAAGCUGCUGGCAAAGCUGGCGGUGUUGUUGAAGCCGCUAUCUCUUACACCGGUGAUGUUUCCGACCCAACCAAAACUAAAUAUGACCUCAAAUAUUACCAAAACUUAACUGACGAACUGGUCAAAGCUGGAACUCACGUUUUGUCCAUCAAAGAUAUGGCUGGUUUAUUGAAACCUCGUGCUGCUAAAUUAUUGGUAUCCGCCUUGAGAGAGAAACACCCAGACUUACCUAUCCAUAUCCAUACCCACGAUACCAGCGGUAAUGGUGUAGCCUCCAUGUUAGCCUGUGCCGAAGCUGGUGCCGAUGUCGUCGAUGUUGCUGUCGAUGCCAUGAGUGGUUUGACGUCGCAGCCCAGUAUGGGAGCUAUAGUAGCUUCAUUGCAGGGAUCUAAACUUGACACGAACAUGGACUUGAAGAACGUAUCCGCCUAUAGCGCUUACUGGGAACAAACUAGAACGCUUUAUGCUCCAUUCGAAUGUACAACCACAAUGAAAUCUGGUAACGCGGAUGUGUACUUGAAUGAAAUUCCCGGAGGACAAUACACCAACUUGCAAUUCCAAGCUUACUCUUUGGGUCUUGGAGAUUUCUUCGAAGAUGUCAAGAAAGCGUACAGAGAAGCUAAUUUAUUAUUAGGAGAUAUUAUCAAGGUAACACCGUCUUCUAAAGUCGUUGGUGACUUGGCCCAAUUCAUGGUACAAAACAAACUCACCGCUGAUCAAGUGAGAGAAAAAGCCGAAGAAUUAAGUUUUCCGAAAUCCGUCGUUGAAUUCUUACAAGGAUCUAUUGGAGAACCUUACCAAGGAUUCCCAGAACCAUUCAGAUCCAAAGUACUGAAAGAUAUGCCAAGAGUAGAAGGAAGACCUGGCCAGAGCUUACCACCGUUUGAUUUCAAUAAAUUGAAAACUGAUUUAUCCGAUCGUUUCUCCGAUGUAACCGAUAAAGAUGUAAUGAGCGCAGCUAUGUACCCACAAGUCACCGAAGAAUAUUUAACAUUCCGCGAACAGUUCGGACCCGUUGAUAAAUUAGAUACGAGAAUUUUCUUAGUCGGGCCAAAAGUUGGAGAAGAAUUUGAAGUAACCAUUGAGAAAGGAAAAACGCUGGGAAUCAAAACCCUCGCUUUAGCCGAAGACUUGACGCCAAACGGUGAAAAAGAAGUAUUCUUUGAACUGAAUGGACAAUUACGUUCAGUUUUCAUCAGAGAUAAAGAAGCAUCAAAGGAAAUGCACAUCCACCCCAAAGCUUCAAAAAGUGACAAAAAUCAAGUAGGCGCUCCCAUGCCUGGAUCCGUAAUGGAAGUCCGAGUGAAACCCGGAGAUAAAGUAGAAAAAGGCGCUCCUCUAGUUGUAUUAUCGGCCAUGAAAAUGGAAAUGGUUGUACAAGCUCCUAAAGCUGGUGUUGUUAAAUCCGUCGAUGUAUCAGUAGGCAUGAAAUUAGAAGGAGACGAUUUAUUACUAUCGAUCGAAUAGGUAAUCACUUUCCAAUCGGAAUAUCUGUUUAGAUUUGUAUCAACGAUAAAUACCUAUACCUAGUCAUGGAAUUUUUGAAAUUAAGAACAAAACUUCCUCUUCAGAUCAAAUAGGUGGAAUUUGUUUCGAUAUUGUGGCUGUGUUGUUUACCAUUUUGUUUAUAUUUUGUUUUUUUUAAAUUUACAUUCCAUUUCUUGUAUUUUAUAUGAACAACUGUUUUCUUUAAUGCUUCGAGCCUUUAUUAAUUUUGCUCGUUAAUCCUCAUCGAAUUACCUAUUAUAGCGAUGCUUCGUUAAUUUUUAAUUUACACAUUUUUACGCAUUACCUACCUAAUAAAUAAUAUAGCCUAAUUAACGCGCGUUUGAUGGUGAAAAAAAAACGCAAAAAGCUUAUCCAUCAUUAUCUUCCGUUGGUUACCUAAAAUUGGAAAAGUUACGUUUAUUUGCAAUAGUUACCAAAUUUUUCCACUACCCCAAUCAAUUGAAAGUUCAUAAGAUGAAAUAACGUGUUUAAGCUUUUUGAAUCGAUUCAGUCGACGAAAACUCUCAAGAAUUAUCAUGUUGUUGGUACAUGAUUCUGUGAUAUGCACCAAAACUAAUGUACAUUGUAUAUUUUUGUAAAAAAAAAAUAAAUUGAAAGAUUAAUUUAUUACAAAUUGAUGAAAAUCUUACGUUAUUGGAAUCAAUUUUUUUCAAUACCCUCGUUUUAAGAUUAAUGUUAAGUCGAAAAUUAAUGUGGUGGAUAGAGCCAGGGUUUCCAGUAAUGUUUAUCAAAACGGUAACUUUAUGCAUUUUUAAAUUUUAAAUCAAUAAUCUUUCAAUUCCAAAUUAUAAGAUAGGUAUAUCGCACCUCGGGAGUAAUAAGGUGACAUCUCAAAAAAGUGAAAUUUUACAGGAGUGAUUUUCUUUUUUUAAAAAACUUGAUUCAUUAUUUUCAUCAACUUAUAAUUAAUUGUGAGGAAUGAAUAGCACCUCAUUUUAAAGAUCUGGUAUCCUACCUUCAUUUACAUAAGAACACUUUGAAAAAUAAAAUCUUAAAGAGGAAAUAUUUCAAUGGUUGGAAAACAUUUUGAGUUAGAACCUUUCAUUAAAGUUGAUGUGGAGGCGAAAGGAAGCGUCCAAAAAAAUUUCAUGUUAAAAAAGUUGUAGAGAAUUAAAUUUCCAAACGACAUGUCGUUAGUUUUUUUCUAGAGUGCUUAGUUUUUGAGUUUUUCUCAAAAAACUAAAAUUUCAUUAUAUGUGCAAAUUCAUUUUUCUGAAAAGUGAUCAAUUUAAAAAUGUUUUUCCAUUUGGUACAAACCAAUAAAAAUGCACUCCUUGUGACUAUUUCUAACUGACAAACAUUCAAAACAAUCAAAACUGUUUGUUAACACUUUGCAUGUACGAAAUUUGCUCAAAAAAGGUGGAGUUUUUUGAGAUGUCACCUUAUAACUCCAAACAACUUGCAAUGUUGUUGGGAUUUUGAGUUAGGCCAUUUGGGUUUUUUACAUGAUCUAGAUAAUGUACCCAACUCAAAGUGUUAUUUUUGGUUGAGGGGGGUCAUACAAGCCCCAAAAAUGCAAAAACAUCAAAAUCAAUUUUUUUUGAGAUGUCACCUUAUUACUCCCGAGGUGCGAUAUGUAGUAGAGCAUUUUUGUUUACGUUUAAACAAAAACUUUCUGUGAUACCUAAUUGUUUUUUGUUUUUUUGUUCUUUUUUUUCAUUUUACUUUUAUUUUUUGAUAUAGGCGAGAAAAGUCUUGUAAGCCUAAAUUAAUUCGGUAGGUAUGUUUUCUCUACGUUUUUUUGGUUCUACUUUAAAAGAAAUUUUUAAUGUAUUAUGGUUACCUUUUUAAUGUGUACUUACCAUGUUCGUAGAUUUAAAAGUUUAAUUUGUAUUAUUGGUGAUUAAUUUUAAAUUUUAAAGAAUAAGAUGUAAAUAAGUCGUAAAUUUAGGCCAGUGAUGUUAAUUCUAGUUACCAAAAUAAAUAUGUCGUUUUUCGUUUAUUA
Molecule: messenger RNA, 5785 nt
Organism: Planococcus citri (citrus mealybug)
Lineage: Eukaryota; Metazoa; Arthropoda; Insecta; Hemiptera; Pseudococcidae
Product: pyruvate carboxylase, mitochondrial-like
Exons: 18
Coding region: 187-3798 (1203 amino acids)
Biological process (GO): gluconeogenesis; pyruvate metabolic process
Cellular component (GO): cytoplasm
Molecular function (GO): ATP binding; pyruvate carboxylase activity; metal ion binding
Source: RefSeq, a predicted model, not a curated record